Molecule: messenger RNA, 5461 nt
Organism: Ilyonectria robusta
Lineage: Eukaryota; Fungi; Ascomycota; Sordariomycetes; Hypocreales; Nectriaceae
Exons: 8
Coding region: 85-5214 (1709 amino acids)
Source: RefSeq, a predicted model, not a curated record
CUUCAACUUGCCUUCGUCGAUCUCCUACACCAAAUUUCCGCUUACAUUUCUCCUCUUGAACUGGCCAGUCCCCUUGCUUGCUCCAUGGCCACCCCAAACACGGGGCCAGCGCGUGCUCGCCAGCUGGUUGAAGAUAUUUCAACGGAACUUGGCUUCGUCGAAGAAGAAAUAUGGGCGACGCUCCUUCCGGUUGCUCGAGCAAAGUUCGAGUACGCAAUGCGUAGGAAAGACAGCAUGAUUUCUUCUUCCGUGUUGACCCUCGCCAAGAACCUUUACACAAGCAACGCACGAUUCGUCUUCGAGCUGCUCCAAAAUGCGGACGACAACCAUUUUCGGACAGCCAGAAGACUGGAACAGGCACCCUACAUUUCUUUCAAAAUGUAUCCGGAUCGCAUUGUCAUCGAUUGCAACGAAGACGGCUUCACGCCUGAGAACCUGAAAGCAAUCUGCGCAGUAGGACAGAGUUCCAAGACUGGAUCGCAGAUAUAUAUUGGCGAAAAGGGAAUUGGUUUCAAGUCAGUUUUCAUGGCCGCGUGGAAGGUCCACAUCCUGUCGGGAGACUUUUCAUUCUACUUUCAACAUCGCAUUCGAGACUCAGGCUUUGGAAUGAUACGUCCUGUGUGGGAGGAGCCUAUGGAACAGCUACAACAACCCCUAACGAGGAUAACCUUGUCGCUGCACGACCAGGGCGACGAAGACCAGCUGUCAUCUCAACGAGACACGAUCUAUCAACAGUUCAAUGAUUUACAGGAGAAUCUUCUCCUCUUCAUGCGCAACCUGGAAGAAAUCCGAGUCACCUUUUUUGACGCCGAUAGUGAGAUGAAGACCUCUACAAUCUUCUCAACUCAACAAAAGGACGGCAACCGGGUGACGUUAACAAGACGUGUCACGAGUGGUGGCGCUAUCACCACAACGUCCAAGAUUUAUCAUCUCACGAGACAUGAGGCGGGAAAUCUUGCCAAGAACGAGAAUCUCUCUUACUCAGCUGAUGAUGAGCUAAGUAGAGCAUACUCGAAAGCUGACGUAGUUCUCGGGUUCCCAUUGACUGAGGAUUCAGUUCCGAUCGAUAUGCCUCAAGAUGUAUUUGCUUUUCUGCCGAUGAGUCACAUGGGCUUCAAGUUCCUGAUACACAGCGACUUUGUCACACAGGCGAACCGCCAGGGAAUCGUGACGACAUCUCGACGUAACCUUGGCAUCCUCGAGGGUAUUUAUGAUGCUUUUAUUCAGGCAAUCUUAGAUUUCUGCGACCACCCAGCCUUGCAGUACACCUGGAUGAGAUUCCUUCCGAAUCCGAUGGACCAUUACGAUCAUUUUUGGUCACGCUUGGUCACGAAACUGCAGACCAAUCUGAGAUUCGAACCAGUCCUACGGCCUUGGAGCGAAGGUCGUCUUCGGCCGAUUACAGACCUCCGGCGACUUUUAGCCUACCAUUUCGACUCUCAUCAGGAGCCUCUAUUCGGGGACACAGACCCAGAGAUGUAUAUCUCCAACAAAUAUCAGGAAUCCGACCUUCGCAAACUCAAAGCUUAUGGCCUACAAUCACUCACGCAAGAUGAGGUUCUCAAUUUGGUGGAACGAGACCUUCGGCUGGAAACUUCUCGAAUGAAGUCGAUUGAGACUGAUGACUGGCACACCAGGGCUGCAAAUCUGCUCGCGAUGACGUUCGACAAAGCAGCACUCCACCAUCUUCGUGCAAGGGUUCUCAAAUUAUCACUAUUACCGUUGCAGGAUGGGGACUGGGUCGCAUCCAGCGACAGAGACAACAUCUACUUUUCUAAAAGCGCUGGCAUAGCGAUUCCGGGAGGUACCGGCCUCAAUCUGCUCAAUGGCACAGCUGAAAAAAACUCGAGACGUGUGCGUCUCUUCGCGUACCUUGGCGUUUCCGACGCCCAUGUUGACUUCGUACGCAAAUCCAUUCUCCAGUGGCAUCAUUUUUAUAUACCUGGCUCCGGGGCAAAGCUCUACACAUUUGUGAACCACCUCAAGUUUUUCUACUCAACACACAAUCUAGCCACAAAUCCGAUGGAAGGCAAAGAAAAAUUUCGUCUGGUAACUCAAAAGGAUACCACUCUCUUUCCAUAUGGUGCAAAUAUCUUCCUCCCUGACAACCACGAGUUUGGACUGAAAAGGCUUUUCCAACAUGCAAACGCCACGGAGACACCAGCGGGUGCACCACAGCUGGACUUCCUCUCCACUCUUUAUUUCCGAAAUGCCCCAGAGAAACCGUCAGUUUCCACAGAGAUCUGGACAGAUUGGUUGUGUACCUAUGCCGGAGUGCGACGGCAUCUCGGUCUCGUUUCAUCUGUGGAACCUCGAAGUCUCUCGAAACCGGUGCACUACGUUGCAAAGCACCUACCUGAUAAGUUUUUGGGCUUUUUACGGCAUCAUUGGUGCGAUGGGGGGAGAGAUAUCGAAAAAUCCCUCGCAAUGACCACAGAACUCAAAGGUAUUCCGGUCCUUUGCCAAGAUGGCUCCAUGAUCGCACUAGAUAAAACCUACCUACCUUUUCAAGACCUUGAAGACGAGUGUACCAGGUACCUGAGAGGUGAGGAGAGCUUCCCAUUCCUUCAACUGACGACAACCCUGGAACGUGGCACCUACGCUAGGGACUGGCCCUUUCUAGGGCCACGGCUUGGAGUCGGCAUCGAUGCAGGCAUCGACUUUUACAAACAGCUCCUCCUCCAAAUCAGAUCCACGAGGGCCGACAAGGUUGAGGAUGAGGACAGGCUCAUCGACCUAUACAGCACUAUUUACGGAAAGUACGUGCAGUCAGCGGCGAUGGAGAUGAACAAGAGGAGGCUAGAAAAUUUCUUUGCGGAACAUAGAUUGAUCUUUGUGCCGUCGAGUGGUGACUUCGAGGCCUGCUGGAGCCAGCCCAUCGAGUGCCUAUGGCAUGCGCCGCCCACCUUUACCACCAGUCGUCCUCUCAAAUCGCGGUAUGAGACAUUAUUGACCCGUCAACAAGAUGCCAGACGGGUCACCGAGAGGCUUUUCCGCGACGUGCUUGAAGUCUCUGACUGUAGUUGGCGCGACAUCAUGCACGAGUUGGAGUAUGCAAGUCAGUAUGGCUAUGACUAUCCGGAGGCGAUACCCGAACUCUAUGAUCGCCUUCAUCUUAUGGCAGGACUUACUAGAAAGGAUGGAGAGGAAAUCAGGAAAUCGUUCGAAACUGAAUCUCUGAUCUAUGUAAAUGGGAGGUGGCUCAAAGUUUCAGAGUGCUUGUGGUCCAGUGAGACCAGGAUUCAAGGCAAAACCCCCUUGGUGGAAGAGUACGAGGAUCUGCAAGAGUUUUUUGUUGAUUUUCUUGGAGUCGACACUCUCAAUCUGCAGAUUGUAUACGACGAGCUCCUACAUUUAGGUCGCUCACCAUCUCCAUCAGUCGACCAGGUCAAGCAACAAAUACAGUCUUUCAAUGGACUUCUUUCGGAUGUCAGCAGAUACCCGAGAGUAAAACCAGAACCGCUACGAAGGGCAAAAAUCUUCCCUGUUCAUAUUCCAGGGGGCGAAGUCAAGCUGUUCACAGGAGAAACGAACUUCGCCAUUGUGGAUAGGGUGACGUUGGGAGUUUGUUUCGCUGGGCAGGUCAAAACUCUCGACUUUGACCUCAACGAAGUUCACGAAAUUGCUUCUUUCAUACAAUGGCUUGGGCUAGAGGAGCGGUAUCUGUCACUCUCAGUGAGAGAAAUUUCAACUGUUGAUCAAACGGACAUGAGACCAGUGACACCAUCGGAGGAUAAAAUUCGGCCAAUUGCUCAUUCUCUGUGUCGAAUUGCCUUUCACUACGACAGUGAAAGACUGAAAAUCACGUCUCUCGAAUGUCUGUACGAGACGCUGAGAAAUGUUCGAGUUUACGAGACACAUGGAAUAUCUUGUGAAGUUCACUUUUCUCAGGAUGGACAAGACUACAAAGAAGUCUCGAGUCGCAGUGACUUGCACCUUCGCGAAGAGGGAACGCGCCUACAAAUAUUUCUCCCACGCAAAACAAAGAGACGGCAAUUCUGCUAUGCCAGCAAACUUCCCGCUCGUCUGUGCGAGUGGUUGAUGACGAACCCGAAAACUGAGAUCACUGCGGGCACCAGUGAGAAGGCUCACCGACUGGUUGCGACGGUGCUCAACGCCAGCAAGCAUGUCGUUCCAGAAAUCCUCGAGGAGAAUGGCAUCGUGUCUAUUGAUAUCGAAUCUGAGGAUCAUGAGGAGGAACACAAUGUCACCAAUGACAGUUCAGAAUCUGAGACGGAAGAGAGCCUCCAAAGGUCACCAGCAAGAGACAACGUGGCGGAGCUCGUGACUCCAUAUGCAGACAUGGCCAGCGAGACUUCGUCACUAGCUGAUUCUACACCGGUGUCUCCUCCUCGCCAGGUAACCUCCGAGGAGAUUACUUACGUCAAUGUCACGAGUUCACAGGCUGCAUCUCACUCUCAGUCCGCACGGCCCAUAUUUGUACCCCAGAGGACCUCGGGAAAUCGCCCAUAUUUAGAGCCGGACUUCGGGCUGUCAACCGUCAACGAAGACGUAACGAAAUACCGAGACUUGCUCGGUAGAGUCAUCUCAGCCGCAAGGGGCGCAGAUUUUCCCACUCGGACGAAUGCCCCAUUGGACAUGUCCGCUCUUCUAAGCGCCUUACCCACAGAGUACGAAACGGAGUCGAGUUUCGACCGCAUCGAAGAAUCUAUCCGCUUUAGAUCCAAGACGCAACUAGAGCGAGACAGAAUGGUAGGCGCUGCUGGCGAGCUCUAUGUGUUUGAACUAUUAAAGACUCUAGACCCAUCAAUCCCAGAGUUUUCGAUGGAAAAUUGGCAAAGUACCAUACGAGACUAUGUCAAGGUUCAUGCAGAGUACUCUGAUAUUACUCGAUGGCCAGGUAAUCGCGAGACGGCUGAUAUUGUGUACGCGGACACGACUGGUGCUCUUACAAAGGUGCUCAUCGACUGCGAUUAUUUGAGUUCGUCCUGGGAGCAUGCUCGGCCGAACUAUCUACUCGAAGUCAAGACCACUACCGGUCCCUGCAGGACUCCCUUCUUUAUGAGCAGGUUGCAAUAUCAGCGUAUGCGAGAACACCGCGGCAGUCGAGAAACUGUGUACGUUGUCUUACGUGUGUUUAACGUGGACAAGGGGCGUAUCGGAUUGCGGGUAUACGUGGAUGCUGCUGAGAAAGAAGCAAAUGGAGAGCUUGUGUUUGUUGGGGGGUCUUGGUCUGUUACUCCCGCCGCUUAGGAUCAUUUUCUCGGUUUGACCCCUGGUUGGUGUGCUUCAGCAUUGAUUAAGCCAAAAUCCACAAAUGAGGAGAUUAACCAUCUGCUCCAAGCUAGUUCAUUUUGCAGAUGCUAUCACAUCAAGUAUCUAUUAUUGCACUACGCUCUAGCUAGUACACUGCUAUCUGCUCCACCGAGAGCGAGUUGCUGAUGGCACAGGGGAAAACAAAACAUAGUUUUCUUCACAAUUUAAGUAUUUUAAAACACAA